AUGCGGACAGCUGCAGUAGUAGGGGCGAUCCUGCUUGCCCCUGCAGCCUUCGCUGCACCCCAGACUCUUACCACAAGCGAAGAGUACCUAGACUACUCAGUGCUCGAUACAGCUCCAGCAAGCUCAAAUGUGCUGCAAGCGGACGUCUUGGCCUCUGCAGCAGCUAUUAACCAGCAAAUUUACCAGUCGAUCAACAACCCUACGCAAUGGAGGAAAUGCAACCGCAAUAACGCCAUAUACCGCCGCGAGUGGGCCGCUUUCUCCACUUCCGAGAAGAAGGACUAUAUCACGGCAGUGCAAUGCAUGUCGAAGCUGCCUUCAAAGACGCCUAAAGAGAAGUGUCCAGGAUGCCAGAAUCGCUACGACGACUUUGUCGCAACCCACAUCAAUCAAACUUUCUCGAUCCACAAUACAGGGAACUUCUUAGCUUGGCACCGCUACUUCACCUGGGCGUACGAGCAGACGCUUCGCAAAGAGUGCAACUACAAGGGCUACCAGCCUUACUACAACUGGCCUCGCUGGGCGAGGAACCCUGCAGGAUCUCCAGCCCUUGAUGGAUCUGCCACUUCCAUGGGUGGAAACGGUCUCGGAGGAGAUCGUUGCACGAACCAGACCUUCUAUGGGAUACCCACACAAGCCCAGCCGCUAAUUGAAAUCCCCCACGGAACCGGUGGAGGUUGUGUCGACUCAGGCCCGUUCAAGGACUGGAAGGUUAAUCUAGGACCUGUCUUCACGGAUGUGACUUGCACGCCUGCCAAUCCUGAGACAAACUUCACCAACGGUCUAAUCGGCCUCGGCAAGAACACUCGCUGCCUAAGGCGCGAUAUCUCAUCGUGGACUUCGAGCCAGUGGACCAACGAUCAACAGGUGACCAAACUGCUGAAGAGCAAGGAUAUGAAGACCUUCUGGUACGACAUGCAGGGCGGAGAGAAUCCUUUCUCCAAUAACUUCAUGGGUGUGCACACCGCAGGCCACUUCACGACAGGUGGUGAUCCAGGCUCGGAUUUUGUGGCAUCGCCUGGUGAUCCUUGGUUCUUCUUCCACCAUGGCCAAAUCGACCGUGUAUGGUGGACAUGGCAGAACCUCGACCCUAAGAACCGUAUUAACGCGAUAUACGGUACAGUCUUCCUUGCGGAUCCCACCGCGGCCAACGCUACACUUAAUGAUAGCAUGAACCUGGGCUACGCGUACCCCGGCACUGUCACUAUUAAAGAUGCAAUGAGCACCCUUGCGGGCCCUUUCUGUUACGCGUACAUAUAG
Molecule: messenger RNA, 1260 nt
Organism: Paraphaeosphaeria sporulosa
Lineage: Eukaryota; Fungi; Ascomycota; Dothideomycetes; Pleosporales; Didymosphaeriaceae
Product: Di-copper centre-containing protein
Exons: 6
Coding region: 1-1260 (419 amino acids)
Molecular function (GO): oxidoreductase activity
Source: RefSeq, a predicted model, not a curated record